GUUACCUAUAUAUAAUAGCAUUAUUCUCAAAAACUUUUUGCAAUUAUUUCAACCUUCAUUCCAUGGACACCAAAAGCUCAAAAACACACUCACCAUUAUUAUCACCAACUUCAAAUAGAAGCCCAAAAAGAAAAAGCAAUAAUGCAUGCAGUUCACCAGAAUUUGAAUUCUGGAUGCUAAGAAAUCCCUCUUUACCACAACCCAACAUCCUUUCCGCCGAUCAACUCUUCCUCGACGGUGUCAUCCUUCCCCUCCAUCUCAUAUCCAACAAACCCGACCCGAAACCCGACUCUGAUCAGUUACCCGACUCAUCUCCUGCCAUAACUGAUUAUUCAACCAUCAGCACUAUAUCUAAACGAUGGAAAAAUAUCUUCAGUAAGAAAAACAACAACAAUACAGAGGAGAAAGUGAAGAAGAAAGAGAAGAAACAUGGAAAAGGUGGUUGUGGCGGUGACUCUUCUUCGUCUGAACUUUACAUCAAUAUAUGGCCUUUCUCUCGGAGUAAGUCAGCCAAAAACUCUGUCACUCGACCUAAAUCAGCUCCGGUUUCCCGGAAAGUAAACAGUGCGCCGUGCUCUAGAAGCAAUUCCGCCGGAGAUUCAAAGUCGAGGAAGUUUCCCAGUAGUCCAGGUCGUGUGGGAGUCCAUAUAGGGAGGAGCAGCCCCGUUUGGCGCCGUGGAGGCUCCAUUGGCAAGAACAUAGAGCCACUGAAUAUGAAAACUGAUAAGUCCAAAAGAGAAACUCCCACGGGUCACCGGAGAAAGGUCGUUGCAGCCGCCGGUGGUGGUGGUGGUGGUAAUGCCAAAGCACAGAUUUUGAAUUUGAAUGUUCCGGUGUGUGUUGGGUACAGUCAUAGGUUGGGCUGCAGAACCGAGGAGAGCAGUGGUAGUAAUAAGCUUUUUAACCUGCGCAACUUCUUCAUGAAGAAAACAGUUAUAACGGUGUGAGUUUUUGUUUUUAUUUUUCAGUGAUGUAAUAAAAUAUUACUAGUACUAGUGAGUGAGAGAUUUUUUUUUCUCUAUGAGCAAGUUUACUAUCAGUGUGGGUUAUUGCUAAUGAAAUUAUUUUUCAUUUUUUGUAUGUUUUUUCUUUUUGUAAAAAUAUAAAUUAAGGGAAGUUUCAAGUA
Lathyrus oleraceus (garden pea) is the source of this 1126-nucleotide messenger RNA. RefSeq lists its product as uncharacterized. The transcript has a single exon. Lineage: Eukaryota; Viridiplantae; Streptophyta; Magnoliopsida; Fabales; Fabaceae. The record is from RefSeq and is a predicted model, not a curated record. Bases 63 to 947 code for a protein of 294 amino acids.